Ciona intestinalis (vase tunicate) is the source of this 1375-nucleotide messenger RNA. NCBI's taxonomy places the organism in Eukaryota, Metazoa, Chordata, Ascidiacea, Phlebobranchia, Cionidae. The record is from RefSeq and is a predicted model, not a curated record.
ACGAAUAUGUGCUGUAAACUACUGGUAGCUUAUCUGUUAGUCACAUUUAGAUUUUGUGUGAAAAACCUACCAUAAACACAAUGAGAGGAAGACCACGUGGAGGGGGGAUGGGAAGAGGAUCACCAAGACUUUUUGUUCCCCAUAUUCCAUUUGAUUUUGUGAUGUGCGAACAAGCGUUUCCAAGAGUGAAGCCAGCUCCAAAAGAUGAUGAAUUUACUCAGGCAUUAAUUAAACGAAACCAAGAACUGACCGCAUCCCCACAAGACCAAACUACAGUCUUAGGCCUCAUUACUAAAUGCACUACAGCGUUGGAUUCUUUGGUCAUUCUUCCUUCUACUGAGUUUGAAGUACAGAUUGAAGAAUAUCGUCAGGUUGGUUCUUUCAAGAAAGGUACCAUGAUGAUUGGAAACCUGAUUGCUGAUGUAGCUGUUAUAUUUAAAACACUUCCCACCAAGGAAUCCGUUAAACUAUUGGCUGAUAAGAUUGUGGAAAAUAUGAGAGCCAAUGAAUGCACAGAACCUCUUAUUAUUGAAAUGACUGAAGCUGGUUUCGAAGUAAAGUCCGACAACACAACAGUCAAUGUAUUGAUCGCAACUAUUCCACAAAACAUGAGGAAAUUGGACUCAGCGCUUCAUCUUGAUCAGAAAACAUUACAAGCUUCCCUUGCAGCGAUACGCCAUGUGAGGUGGUUUGAAGAAAAUGCAUUUCAUUCCAGCGUCAAAAUGCUGGUACGACUGCUGAAAGACAUGACGCGUCGUUUUGAAGGAUUCCAGCCAUUGACGCCAUGGAUCAUAGACUUACUUGCCCAUCAUGCUGUAAUGAAUAAUCUUAACAGACAACCACUGCCGAUAAAUGAAGCUUUCAGGCGGGUUCUCCGUUUACUUUCUUCGGGAUUUUUCCUUCCUGGAUCUGCAGGGAUUGUUGACCCAUGCGAAAGUGGAAAUGUCAGGGUCCAUACAGUUAUGACACUGGAACAGCAGGAUAAGGUAUGCUGUACAGCACAAACAUUGCUUCGAAUCCUUGCACACGGUGGUUAUAAACAAAUCCUUGGGAUUGAAGGAAAUGCCUCUGUUGCGACAGAAGUUACCGUAUAUAAUGGGGUGGUCGUCGCACCAAGUGAAAAGGCUUAUGAUAAACCAGAUGAGAAAGAGAAUGAAGAAAAAAUGGAUGUUUCUGAAAACUGAGGAAUGUUUUUCAGAAAUAAAUACAAACAUUGCUGCUAUGUGCUUGUCCAUGUUGUUGAUGGACACUUUCAAUUGUGAAAUGUAUAGUUGCAAAAUUUGACAAAUACUGCUUGUAUACAAAAAAGCAGAAAUCAAAUAAAUGGCCACGCGUAUCAUAAUAAAGUUAUUUGUAAAGACGCAUUGUACAACUU